CUGCAAAUCGCCCAACAAAAACCGCCAAAACCAUGACAAAAAUAUUCAAAAAAUUUAUUUCCGACCUACCGACCCUAAUUUUUUCAAGAUAUGAAACCGGAACCACUGGUGUUUUUUUUACGCCUAAAGUAGGUUGUAUCAGGGUGCAUUGCCACUGAAACGGUUCAAAAAUGAAAACCCGGUGAUCACAUUCCCAUGUAUUUGUAGGAAAUGCUAAAAGAUGAAGUGCGAACACUUACAUACAGAAAUGCAAUGUAUCACAACAAGCAUCUAUUCCGAGGCAAAGUUGUUCUUGAUGUUGGAUGUGGAACUGGAAUACUCUCAAUGUUUGCUGUCAAAGCUGGUGCUAAACAUGUUUAUGGGGUAAGUCACUUUCACGUUCCGAAAUUUUAAAUUUACGUAAUCAAUUUCGAGUAAAGAUUUACUCACGUGUAUUUUGAGUCGCAGUGGGUACUGUACAUUGAGUCACAAUUUUCUGGGUUUUUUUUUCAGUUCAGACUUAUUAUGUGAACAGCGACAUUUCAUGAGCGAAAUGAAAUCAGAGUAUGUCCAUUAUAACCUUGAUUAUGUGUUUUACUGUAGGUUGACUUCUCGUCAAUUAUUGAACAUGCCCAAACCAUCAUUGAAUCCAACCAUUUGGAUAAGUGUAAGUAUAUCAUCAUUACACCUUUCUCUGAGAACAGAAUAAAUAGAUAAUUAAACUGAACGUGAAACCGGUGUUCAAAAUAACACACCGUCUAUACCAAUUGCUAUAGUUUGGUUAAUAACCAGCAUCUGGUUGCAUUUAAUCUCGUCUGUCUGUGUUUAAAUAGCCAGACGAUGUUAGAUGGAUAAAUAACCUACUUUAUAUUUUCUCACCUAACAGCAGGAAAUCCUAAACUAUACAUAGUAGGAUAAGAUAACCAAGACAUUUUACCAGGAAUAUUAAGUUAACCCAAAUAGGGAUAUAUUUUGCCUGGAAAAUUUUAACCAGAUUGUCUUUAAGAGUGUAUAGCUUCUUGUAAGUUAACGAAAAGUAACUUUAAUACAAAGCCAGUAAGGAAAAGCCAGUAACAGCUUGUUUAUGAAUUUGUAAAUGUUUUUAAAGAAACUUUCAUAUCUACAGUAGAUCAAUGGUUUCUAACUUGGAAGUUUUGGAAUAUAAGACAUGCAGAAAUACACUAAGAAAAAUGAUAUGUUAAUUUUUUGAACACACAGACCCUGGGAGUUUCUGCAUUUACUGUGCUCUGAAACACUCUGGUUAAGAUUUCCUGACAUGCUGAAAUACACGAAGCAAAGUGAUGCUGCAGGUUCAAUUUUGAUCCAGGUUCAGGGCUAAUCCAGCUUUAAACACACAGAAAGAGUUUCUGCAUUUAUUGCGCUCUAAAACCCCAUGACAUCCGAAUCACAACGAAACCUCUAUACACUCUAGAACAGUCAUUUCCUUCGGCUAAAGACAGACCGUCAGCCCAUCACCCACAGAUCAGACUAAUUAACGUUGUCUACAAGAUUAACUGUGCAGAUUGCUCAUGGAGCAUGUAUAGUAAUUAAAACCUAACAAAUUUUCCAUCCAUUAACUCAAAAUACGAUUAAAGCUUUUAAAUUUCGUGCGCAAGCCGGUUAUAGUUUGUUGCAAAUAAGGCACCAAAACAUGCAUGUCUGCAGACACCCUCCCUCGCCACGGUUUACACAAUUUGAGUUCGAGUAUUUUUUUUCAUUAUUCUACAUUAUGGGUAUUCAAGGAAUCUAUAUAUAACAAAAACUCAAUACCAAUUGAGAGCAUUUUCAAAUUUGUUCAAAUUUGUUUUUUUUAUACAUCCUGUAUAGGCGAAGGGAACACUAAAACACUCGUUCGAAUGCAGCCCUUGUAAUUAACUGUUUAUUGUAGCCUCGCCACUACGGUUUCCUGCUAUCACUAUCUUUUCAAAAUUGGAAAUUCUUGUUGAAUUUUUGAUAUCUUACAGAGUGAAUUAGAGACUGCGUUUUGUUAGCUUAGGCCGCGUUUACACUAUAACGCUACGGCUAACAUUCCGUUAAAAAUUUACUGCGUUUCUAGUGUUGAGACUACAGUAUAUUGUGUUUACAUUAUAACAGAGUGGCUUGUCGUAGCGUACUAACUACGGACCACUACAUUUCCCACUCUGAAUACAAAUUAAUUUCGUGAAAAAUUCACUACGUUUCUUAGUAUUGUGCAUGUUUACACUAUAACAAAGUGGUUUGCCGUACCGUAUUAACUACGGACCACUACGUUUGACACUCUGAAUACAAAUCACUAGGCUACGGUAAAUUUGCCUUAGCGUCAUAGUGUAAACGCAGCCUUAUUUGCAAUUCCCUAUUUCUCGCACUCCAAUCUGCGGUAUUACUGUAUAUAGGUUAUCGUAUGAAAGGCGGACCGAUAUCAGUUUUAUCGCCCUGAUAAAGGCACAUGCGUAUGUGAUAAAUUAUUUAUUUGCAUUAUGUGCAUGCAUAGAUCAAUGAAUUAAGGACUUGAAGCAACUCGGAAAUUAAACUGCCAAGCAAGCUGCUCCAUUUACAACCUCCUACCCCUGGCUAGUCGCGAAUUGAAGGCGGCGACGUAGCCCUGGUAAACGCUGGUCACGUGUCAGGCAAAUACUCCAAGAUUCUUGGAGUAUUAGCCUGCGAGCGGGCUUUGUGGAAAUAAAGACAGGGGGGCGACGAAAAGUUCACGAAUGGAACUUGAAUUGCCGCGGAUUAUUUAUAUUCUUUUAUUUUUUGUUGUAAUCUUUCUUCUUAAUAUGUUACGUUUAUAUAUUACGUCGAAUGUACAUCAAUCUUCUUUUAUAUCGCAUCAUGUAAAUCGCCGAGGAGGCGAUGUUUCGAAUUUCGAAGCAGUGAAAAUGGAGCCAAUCUCGUCCAUACUAUUUGUGAUGAUUUCCAUCAAGUAUAAAAAGGUACAGUAUAUAUGAAUUUGAAAAUGUUUAGAAGUAUUUCUCUGUUACAAAUUAUUUAGCAGAUUCCCAUUAUUUGUUACACUGUCUAGCUCUAUGAAAUAUAUAUUUCGAACUCUAUUUACUGUAAUAUAUUUUAUACAAUAUGUUAAUAUAGUUAGCUGAAUUUGUACAAUUGUAGUUUAUUAUGUAUUGUCAAUAUUGAGAAACACAUGGCCAGACUAUGGCCUAUAUAAUACUAUACUCGGACCCUCAGUAAAGUUCUACUCUCACAUGAUUAUUAUUUACAAUAUAUUGAUUUAUCGCUGCGAGAAACGUGUUUACACUUUAAUACAGUAUUAUUAAACUACAUUUUACAGCAGUAUUAACUUCAAAUACUUUGUAUUUACAUUUUACAGUAAUGACCUGAAAUUAUUUAAAUGAGCCAUUACUGUAAUAACAGAGUGACCAGGUUGACAAAGCUAAAAUCUGAUGAACCUAACCUGCUAGGAUAUUUCAAUAGUCAAACAUCAGUUUCAGCACUCCAGCUGGUCAGGGAUUUUUUAGGGAAAAGUUUUAGCACCCCAUUGUAAAACCUGCCUCUGAAUCUCAAAAUUUCAUUAUUUUGUUCCCUUGCCCCUACAAUCUAUAUUUAUACCUUUUGUGCCCUUGAGAUCUUUAAAAAAAUUGCCUAACUCUGCAGUAUGGCAUGUAACCAUGUUGCCAUAUUUAUUUUCUGACUUCAGGCUUCAAUAAAUUUCUACUCUAAUACCCUACAGAGAUGGGGCCAUAUGUAUGAACAAUAAGAAAUGAUUUCUUCAUCUAUUAUUGACCCCUUACCUUUCACCCAAUUUUAAAAUUUAAUUUACUGAAUGAUUUUGAAGUUUUCUAGAUUAUUGAAAAGAACUUUAUGGGUACAAGAAAUGGGGCGAAAACAGUUGAAUUAAGCAAGAUGCAAGUAACAAUGAACAAGACCGGGUCACUGGAUGGUAUUUCAGCACACUGGUGGACAUGCAACCUAAUACCUGCAACCUGUGUCACAUUUAUAUAUAUAGUUUUACACUGUACUGGAAAAAUAAUGUCAAGGAACUUGUAGAGAUUCAGAAUGCACACUCCAUCAGGGUGCGAUAAUUCAAUAUUUUUGGCCGUACCUGACUGGUACUCCAACAACUUUUGCCGCGUACCUGAUCUGGUACAAACUUAAGAGUCAAGACGUACCUAAGACUACUUCCGAGUCAUGCGUUUUUAUACCUACGUAUAGUUUUAAUACUGGUCCAAAAGCAAAAAAUGUAUGGGCAAUUUUGUACAAAUAAAUCUUUAAUUAUGGUAUUUGUACAACAUAAUAUAACAGUUCUCAAAGCGUCGACGUUGUGACUCGAAUCGAAUGGCAUCGCUCAUUUACAGUGGAUUUACCGAGGGUGCUAACUGUCUGACCUCAGCUACAUACAGUGGUGGCAGGUUGGCUAGUUAUUGCUAGAAGGGAAAUGUAAGUACGCGAAUAGUAAAUUUCCGCGUACCUACCUGGUACUUGCCUAAAAACAAAGAAGUACCAGACCAUAAAUUUGGCGUACCUCCGGUACGUUGGUACGCGAAUUAUCGCACCCUGCUCCAUGGUUUAUUCAAUCACCAGCAUGCAUGAAUCAUUUUAUGUUAUGGAUAUUUUUUUAAAAUUAUUCUCAUUUAGAUAAAAUUAUAUCAAUUUUUAAUCUCAUAAAUGAAUAUAUAGUAGCUUUUGAUUAAACAAGUUAUAAUAAUAUAUCAGCAAAUAAUGACUGGUCUCUCUGAAAUCCAUAUAGAAAGGUUCAAAUUUGACUUCCACUACCACUACUUGAUCUGGCAGUUGCAUCCGAUUGUUUGAUUGGAUAAAUGAAACUUAUCUGGUUAGAACUUUAAUGAUAGCAAUAGCAGCAGUGGAAGUAAAAUCUGAUCUCUCUAUUAUUUUUUGAAGAUUUGCUCUAGUCACAUCAAUUCAGGGUUGCCCAUGCAACUUGGUUAGCACAGCUAGCUCUUCAAGUUGGCGGUCCAAUUCUUAGGAUUCUGCAAAUUAAUUCUAGAAAACUGGCUUUGGUUUGGGCUAAGCAAAAAUCAUCACACUGUUUAUCAUGCUGAUUUAGUUGUUUAACAGUUAAAGUCCAGGCUGCAUGUUUUUUGUCCUGCAUGUGGCAGAUGGGACAGUCUGGUUUCCAAGUGUUUAUGUUGGGAAUUAAUAUUAAUCAGGACUGGCUUCUGAGUGAAGGUCUUGCCUGCUUUAUGUGAGAGCAGGCUCUAUGCGAGAUUCCAAUUGCUACACAGCAUGAUCUCAGGGCUCUUCCUCUGAAACAAUGCUUGGUUGCAAUAUCAUCCAGCAAGUGCAAAAAUGUACUACCACGGUCAAGGAUCAUUUGGCACGUUCAUCGACUAUGUUAACCCAUUGAGUGGCGCCAUGCACUCUCCACCUGAUGAGUAAAAUUGUCUGAUGUUAGACAGAGUAAACUAACAAAGUAGGGCGCAUCUGGGUGCUUUGGGCCAUUCCAUUUAAUAUACACACCACCUAUGGACGAUGUACACCCCCCCUAAGAAAAAAUAUCAAAGUGCCGACACCAACACCCCCCCAGAAAUUAAGAAAUUUUUGCCUUAUCCCUCAGAAAAAAAAUGCAAAGAUCAAAGGUUACGGAUGCACACAACCCCUAGAAAUGGCUUUUUCAACCCCCUCAGAAAUUCUAGUCCAUGGGGGGAGGGGGUGUAUAUUAAAUGGAUGGCCCAUUGCCACUUUAUAAAGGGUUAAAAACGUAAAUACCACAGCACAACACUUGUACAUAUACAUAUACAAGUAAUACAACAGCAAUCCUUUUAUAUAUUUAAUAGUCAUAUUUACAUAUUGGUGAAAUAUCAAUGUCCAUAUAUUAGGGAUGUCCAUGAACUUGUCCCUAGUUUGAAGCUAAUGUAUUUAUAUAUUUUGUAUAAGUUGUCCCUCUACAAACCAACUUUUAGUCAUUAUACAAGAGUUGAAUUUGCAUUCAUUUGCUUCGCAAGUCGCAACAAACUGAAGAAAGUACUAUUCCAUAAACCUGUGCAAUGAUUGAGCGUCUUUAGCGACAUAUCCAAGUCUUUUAAACGUCUCAUUGGAACAAAUCUCACUGAGUUUUUUCUACAGAAAGUAUUGAUGCAUUUGAUCGAUCGCCGUACUUUGAGAAAAGCUUGAAAUGCAAAAUUUACAGGAAAGAUUGAAGAAUUUCGGAGAUAAAAACUGUUUGUCUUCGAGUUUCACCUAUUCACCCCCCGGUUGAGAAAAGUAACAAUUACGUAAUGUUGGAGUCACGUGACCAGCGUUUACCAGGGCUACGUCGCCGCCUUCAAUUCGCGACUAGCCCUGGGUACGAGGUUGCUCCAUUUACUGUUCGGAGUACUCUGGAUUUUCGGAACACUAAUGGAAUGGAACAGAAGAGAGUCCAUGACUGUUCUGAACUGUUCUGACUACCCCGAUUUUCGAGUAGGGAAGCCAGAACAGACACGUGACACUGCCUAUUUUCACGUGAUUGGAAGUGGAGGCGACAUAUUUUGUGUAUCCAAUGCACACUGUAUAGAGCGUUAUUUUGAAGGGUUAACCGCUAUAUUUCUACAUAUACUUAUUAUAUGCUAUUUGAAAGCCAGGGUUGGGCAAAAUCAACGAGUAAAAACAUUGCAAAAGCAUACGUAGAUGUACAAAUACAGUAACAGCGAAUCAUUAUACGCUUUAUUAUGCGAAUAACUAAUUAAUAAUAAUAGUAAUGCAUGGUUGCACGCACAUAUAAUAAACUCAACACUGUUCCAGAACACCGUGUGCACUCCAUUUUAUAUCGUUCCACAACAGUGUUCUAGAACAGUAAAUAGAGCAGCCUGAAGGGUAUUAUUUUUUCGAAAUGGACUGACAAACAUUUCUUGACAUUUCAUUCAAUAUAGCAAUAACUCUCAUACGAGGUAAGAUUGAAGAAGUGACAUUACCUGUAGAGAAGGUGGAUAUCAUUAUCAGUGAAUGGAUGGGAUAUUGUUUGUUUUAUGAAUCCAUGUUGAACAGCGUGCUCUUUGCUCGAGAUAAAUGGCUGGUAAGUCAUUUAAGUGUGAAUCAGAGUACGAUAAUUUAUUAUUUUGAACGUUGUAUACAAAACGUUAAAAUCUUUGGUUUGCUGUUGUAAACAGACAACAAUGUCUAUAACUCCAGAAGGACCUCUAAUUAUUAAUUUCCUUUCUACAGUACACUGUCAUAAAUUUUAUUGUAUCAAUAGCCGUCGGCGUCGCGGUUGUAGCGAGCUUAAGCAUGUAGGACGGCAACGCGGCAGCCAAAACAAAUUCCUUCAAAUAAAUGAUAGUAACGAAAAUUUGUCGUAUAUUAUAAGUCGUAUGAAUUUGAUACAGUAUAAGAAGUUAAAAACGUUGGAUUUAUGUUUGGGAAGAGUUGUAUUAAACCGAAUUUUAAGUUGCAUUUGUUACGGCUUGAAAUGCAGGUGUUGUAUAAAAGACGUUGUAAACAAAGCGAAGACUGCCGUUGUAAACAGAUCGACGACUACAUCUGAAACUCCCCUGGGACUUUAAUUAUUUAUAUCUUUUGAUUGACUCGUUGUAUUGGUUGCCGUCGUCGUCGUGUUGCCGUCCUACAUACUUAAGCUCCCUUGUGACGCACGCUGAAAGUAGAGACACUGAUUGUUACUAGUGAUCCUGGCGGUUUACGAAACGGAAAAUUGCAUCAGUGUCCUGCAGCUAUGUUCAGAUUUUGACUUCCACUAUCUCUACCCUUACCAGUAACCAAUCAGAUGCAUUUAAUCUACCCAUUCCAUAAUAUUAUUAUU
Messenger RNA from Paramuricea clavata, 7669 nucleotides. Lineage: Eukaryota; Metazoa; Cnidaria; Anthozoa; Malacalcyonacea; Plexauridae. The record is from the annotation of a GenBank genome assembly.